Molecule: messenger RNA, 552 nt
Organism: Lolium perenne
Lineage: Eukaryota; Viridiplantae; Streptophyta; Magnoliopsida; Poales; Poaceae
Source: RefSeq, a predicted model, not a curated record
AUGGUUUCGUGGGGUGAUGGCGAGGAUUCCUCUUCAGAGCAGAGCUCCCUCGGCGCUGAUAGUGUGAACACUACCUACGACUCUGAUUUCUGCGGUUUAGCUGAUGAUGGUGGCAGUAUUGUGACUUGCAAGCAUGGUGCUGUAGCUGCUCGAUUUGUAGCAUUUGAUGGUUGCUGGACAGGGAGGAGGUUCUUAGGGUGUGCAGGCCAUGAUGGAGAACCAGCUUGUGAUUUUCUUCUUUGGGUAGAUGGUGAGUGGCCACCUGCACUUUGGAAAUCAUUGGCAAAGUUGUGGGAUUUGUAUGGACAAGAGAAGCAAGGUAGGGUUAAUGAUGCUCUGGACAACAUGGAGAAGAGGUUCAAGCUCAAAGAUGAGAUUGAGAAGAUGCACAUUGACCUGAGGAAUGCUCAAGAAGAGAUGAAGAAAAUUGUGGAGGAGAAGCAGGUAAUACUUGCCUUGAAGGCCCAAGCUGAGCAAGGAUUGAUUGAUGCUAGGGCAGAGUUAGAGCAGAAGAAGGCACUGGAUGCAUCAAGCAGCAAUAUGCACAAAUGA